CCGGAAAUUGUGGAUCGGCGAAGCCGAGUAUCGUGGCAGAGUGUGUGGAGUGUAUAGCUGGUGGAAUAACAUAGCCCCUUUUGAGUUACGCACUUAUCAGCAAAAUCAGUCGAUAAUGAAAACUUCGUUAGUUUUAACUGUGAAUACAACUAACCCACCUUUAGGGGCUUUGCUGACUGUGGAACACUUGAAGGAUGUCCUUGAUGUGUCUGUAGAAGAGGGCAAGGAGAACGCUCUGUGUGUAUCUGAGAAUGUGGUCUUCAAAGAUGCAAACUCCAUAGCUCGAUACCUAGCUAGAAUAACAGCAAGAAACGGAACUGGACUAUAUGGAACCAACCUUCUAGAACACACAGAGGUUGACCACUGGCUGGAGUUCAGUACUGCAAGGCUAUCAAAGCCCGCCCAUUUCAGUGCAGCAGUACAGGAACUGGAUUGCUGCCUUUCUUUGAGGACUUACCUCGUUGGAAACUGCUUAUCCUUAGCUGACUUCUUUGUCUGGGCUGCACUAAAAGGGAGCACUGUGUGGCAGAAGAUUCUAAAUGAGAAGAAGACUCUAGUCCACACUAGGCGCUGGUAUAAUUUCCUUGCUGCAGACAAAGCAUUUCAGAUUUUGUGUUCAAAGUGGAUAAUGGCGGCAUCACCAAGUAGCAUGCCUGUUCCAACAAAAGCAUCAGAAAACUCUUCUGCCAACCAGUCAAAUGAGAAGAAACAGGAUGUUGGAAAGUUUGUAGAACUUCCUGGUGCAGAAAUGGGAAAGGUAGUAGUAAGGUUUCCACCAGAAGCCAGUGGUUACUUGCAUAUUGGUCAUGCAAAAGCAGCUUUGCUAAACCAGCAUUACCAGGUGACCUUCAAAGGGAAAUUGAUCAUGCGGUUUGAUGACACAAACCCUGAAAAGGAAAAGGAGGACUUUGAAAAGGUUAUCCUUGAAGAUGUAUCUAUGCUGAACAUUAAGCCAGACCAGUUCACUUACACCUCUGACCACUUUGAUACAAUAAUGAAAUUUGCAGAAAAUCUCAUUAAAGAAGGGAGAGCUUAUGUUGAUGAUACCCCACCAGAGCAGAUGAAACAGGACCGUGAACAGAGAAUUGAGUCUAAAAACAGAAGCAACUCUGUUGAAAAGAAUUUACACAUGUGGGAAGACAUGAAAAAAGGAACAGACUAUGGACAGACCUGCUGCUUACGUGCCAAAAUAGACAUGAAUUCCAACAAUGGCUGUAUGAGAGACCCAACAAUUUAUCGCUGUAAAAAUGAAGCCCAUCCUCGCACUGGUACAAAAUACAAGAUUUACCCUACGUAUGACUUUGCAUGUCCCAUAGUAGACAGUGUAGAAGGUGUAACUCAUGCCCUGAGAACAACAGAGUACCAUGACAGAGAUGAACAGUUUUACUGGUUUAUUGAUGCACUGGGAAUUAGAAAGCCUUACAUAUGGGAGUACAGCCGCCUUAAUUUAAACAACACAGUACUUUCCAAAAGAAAACUCACAUGGUUUGUUGACCAAGGACUCGUUGAUGGAUGGGAUGAUCCUAGAUUUCCUACUGUCCGUGGUGUGCUAAGGAGAGGCAUGACAGUUGAAGGGCUGAAACAGUUUAUUGCAGCCCAGGGAGGCUCUAGGUCUGUUGUGAACAUGGAAUGGGACAAGAUCUGGGCAUUUAACAAAAAGCUGCGAGCUAUCUGCAAGAAGGUCAUCGACCCUGUAGCUCCUCGCUUCACAGCCUUGCUGCAGGAUGAAGCUGUUGUAGUUAAUGUUCCUGAAGCACAAGAGGAAGAAAAGCAUGUGGCAAAGCAUCCCAAGAAUGCUGAUGUAGGCACAAAAUCGGUUUGGUAUGGACCCAAAGUUCUUAUCGAUGGAGCAGAUGCAGAAACACUUUCAGAGGGAGAAAUGGUCACAUUCAUCAACUGGGGAAACUUAAACAUUAUAAAAAUCAAUCGAAAUGCGCAAGGCAAAAUUGUUUCCCUCGAUGCCAAACUGAAUCUUGCCAACAAAGAUUAUAAGAAAACGACAAAAAUCACCUGGUUGGCAGAGACUGCUCAAGCCCCCUUCACCCCUGCCAUAUGUGUUAAUUACGAGCACCUUAUUACAAAACCGGUUCUUGGCAGAGAUGAAGAUUUUAAGACUUUUGUCAACCGCAACAGCAAGCAAGAAGAAUGUAUGUUAGGGGAUCCCUGCCUAAAGGACUUAAAAAAGGGUGACAUUAUCCAGCUUCAGAGGCGGGGAUUUUAUAUUUGCGAUCAGCCGUAUGAGCCAGUCAGCCCGUAUAGUUGCAAGGAAUCGCCAUGCAUUUUAAUUUAUAUCCCAGAUGGGCACACAAAGGAAAUGCCAACUUCUGGUUCAAAGGAGAAGAGCAAAGCCAGCACAACAAAGAAAACAGUGAGUGCUGAAACAUGUGAAGCAAUACCUGCCACUGAUGUUGGUCUUCCUUCUACCCCUCCUGCUUCUGCCAGUAAUCCACUUGAGCUGUUUCAAAAAGUUGCUGCUCAAGGUGAUGUUGUUCGAGAUUUAAAGGUAAAGAAGGCACCAAAGAGUGAAGUAGAUGCUGCAGUACAGCAUUUGUUGUCUUUGAAGACAGACUACAAGCAAAUGACUGGCCAGGAGUACAAGCCAGGGAACCCACCAGCUAAAUUAUGUGCACCGCCUACCCUGUCUGGUUCAUCCAUUGGUACUGAUGGAAGAAGUCUGUAUGAUAAGGUGUCUCAGCAAGGAGAAGUGGUUCGAAAGCUGAAAUCUGAAAAGGCUCCCAAGGAUCAAGUUGAUGCUGCAGUGAAAACUCUCUUGGCUUUAAAAACUGAAUAUAAAGAAAAAACUGGUCAGGAAUAUAAACCUGGAGUCCCUCCAGCAUUGGCUGAGCCCCCCACACUGACAUCAGAUGUAGACUUGUAUAAUAAAGUCACAGAACAAGGGGACCGAGUCCGAAAGCUCAAAGCUGAAAAAGCUGCUAAGGAUCAAGUUGAUGCUGCUGUGAAAACACUUCUAGCUUUAAAAGCUGAAUAUAUAGAAAAGACUGGUCAAGAGUACAAACCUGGAAAUCCACUGGUAUUGUCACACCCCACUGAACCCAUGUCUGAUGUAGAUAUUUAUAAUAAGGUCACAGAACAAGGAGACAGAGUCCGAAAACUCAAAGCGGAAAAAGCUGCUAAGGAUCAAGUUGAUGCUGCUGUGAAAACACUUUUAGCUUUAAAAGCUGAAUAUAAAGAAAAGACUGGUCAAGAGUACAAACCCGGAAAUCCACCAGUAUUGUCACACCCCACUGAACCUACAUCUGAUGUAGAUCUUUAUAAUAAGGUCACAGAACAAGGAGACAGAGUCCGAAAACUCAAAGCUGAAAAAGCUCCCAAGGACCAAGUUGAUGCUGCUGUGAAAACACUUCUUACUUUAAAAGCUGAGUAUAAAGAAAAGAUUGGUCAGGAGUACAAACCUGGAAACUCCCCAUCAUCAUUUCAGCCCCUUAAUCCCACAUCAGAUGUAGAACUCUAUAAUAAGGUCACAGAACAAGGAGACAGAGUCCGAAAACUCAAAGCAGAAAAAGCUCCUAAGGAGGAGGUGGAUAAGGCAGUAAAGCAGCUCUUGUCCCUGAAAAGUGAAUAUAAAGAAAAGACUGGGCAGGAAUACAAACCUGGUACUCCACCAACACCUGCUUCACAGACCCUUACCCCUGCUGUGCAGGCAGACAGUGGCACACAUUUGUCUGAUGCUGAAGCAACAGCUCUGUUCAACAAGAUUACCACUCAAGGCGAUGAGGUCAGGAAGCUGAAGUCUGAAAAGGCGCCAAAGGAUAAGAUUGAUGCUGCUGUUAAUGAACUUCUGCAGCUAAAGGCAAAGUACAAAACAUUAACAGGCACAGACUACAAACCAGUAACAACUGAGGUCCAUGACAAAGAAAAGAAAAAACAAGACAAGUCUGAAAAGCUGAGCAAGUCUGAUAAGCAGAACAAGUCAGCGAAGUCAGGUGACAUCAACAAAAAGAAGAAUUUGCCUGAAGACAUUGAAGCUGUAGAUUCUGGAGAACCAGUAGAAGGUCAAGGACCUAAAAAACAGACCAGACUUGGAUUGGAAACUGCAAAAGAAGAAAACCUUUCUGAUUGGUAUUCUCAGGUCAUCACAAAAUCAGAAAUGAUUGAAUAUUAUGAUGUCAGUGGUUGCUAUGUUCUUCGCCCCUGGGCCUUUGCUAUUUGGGAAGCCAUUAAAGAUUUUUUUGAUGCAGAGAUUAAGAAGCUUGGUGUACAAAACUGCUAUUUCCCCAUGUUUGUGUCACAAGCGGCACUGGAAAAGGAGAAGUCGCACAUUGCAGAUUUUGCACCUGAAGUUGCCUGGGUUACAAGAUCUGGCAAGACUGAACUAGCAGAACCCAUUGCUGUCCGUCCAACUAGUGAAACAGUUAUGUAUCCUGCAUAUGCAAAGUGGGUGCAGUCUCAUCGAGAUCUUCCCCUGAAACUUAAUCAGUGGUGCAAUGUUGUGAGGUGGGAGUUUAAACAUCCGCAGCCUUUCCUCCGUACUCGAGAAUUCCUUUGGCAAGAAGGCCAUACAGCAUUUGCAACAUAUGAAGAAGCAGCAGAAGAGGUUCUUCAGAUCCUUGAUCUGUAUGCUCGGGUAUAUGAAGAACUUCUGGCAAUCCCAGUGGUUAAAGGAAGAAAGACCGAGAAAGAAAAAUUUGCUGGUGGAGAUUACACAACCACAAUAGAGGCCUUCAUCUCUGCUAGUGGAAGAGCAAUUCAGGGAGCAACUUCACAUCACUUGGGCCAAAAUUUCUCCAAGAUGUUUGAAAUUGUGUUUGAAGAUCCUAAGAGGCCUGGAGAGAAGCAGUUUGCAUUUCAGAACUCCUGGGGACUAACGACUCGCUCCAUUGGAGUAAUGACCAUGGUUCAUGGUGACAAUAUGGGCCUUGUAUUGCCUCCAAGAGUAGCUUCUGUUCAGGUCAUAAUUAUUCCUUGUGGUAUUACAAAUGCACUUUCUGAAGAAGACAAAGAAGCCCUUAUGAACAAAUGCAAUCAGUACCUUCAGAGGCUACUUAAUGCUGGAGUCCGGACUCAGGCUGACCUAAGAGACAACUAUUCUCCUGGGUGGAAGUUUAAUCACUGGGAGUUAAAGGGUGUCCCAAUCAGACUGGAAGUUGGUCCACGAGACAUGAAGAAAACUCAGUUUGUGGCUGUACGACGGGAUACUGGUGAAAAGCUGACUCUCCCUGAGAAAGAUGCAGAGAUAAAACUAAAAUCUCUUCUGGAAGAAAUCCAAGCUAACCUUUAUAACAAGGCUUCCAAGGACCUUAAAGAGAAUAUGGCUGUUGCAAAAACAAUGGAAGAAUUUCAGAAGGAACUUGAUUCAGGAAAGAUUGUUCAGAUUCCUUUUUGUGGGGAAAUUGAAUGUGAAGACUGGAUCAAGAAAACCACUGCCAGGGAACAAGAUCUUGAGCCUGGUGCUCCUUCUAUGGGAGCAAAGAGUCUCUGCAUUCCCUUCAGUCCACUUUGUAAACUGCAGUCCGGAGAAAUGUGCAUCAGUGGAAAAGAACCUGCCAAGUUCUGUACCCUGUUUGGUCGUAGUUAUUAGUUUCAAACCGAGUCUGCCUUCCUUCUCACUUCAGAGAUCUUGUUUAUAGAUGUAAUUCUUUUCACCAGGUGUCCUUGGUAUUGUGAAUAUUUAUAUUUUGCAGAGUACAGUUAAAGCCAUAGGAAACAAUUAAAUUCAGACCAGAAGACUCAAAGUGCAACUAAAAUGUAUUUUAUGUAAACAUGUCUAACAUUAAUAAACAUUCUAUACUGUGAA
This is a messenger RNA of Protopterus annectens (West African lungfish), 5755 nucleotides long. It is a transcript of the gene EPRS1, whose product is annotated as glutamyl-prolyl-tRNA synthetase 1. Gene Ontology annotation, cellular component: cytoplasm; aminoacyl-tRNA synthetase multienzyme complex. Gene Ontology annotation, biological process: prolyl-tRNA aminoacylation; translation; glutamyl-tRNA aminoacylation. The coding region runs from base 116 to 5539 and encodes 1807 amino acids. The record is from RefSeq and is a predicted model, not a curated record. The transcript has 38 exons. Gene Ontology annotation, molecular function: proline-tRNA ligase activity; ATP binding; glutamate-tRNA ligase activity. Lineage: Eukaryota; Metazoa; Chordata; Ceratodontiformes; Protopteridae.